AUGUCUGCUCAUCAGGCCGCUACAACCAAUGGAACAGCGGCCAAGCCGCUCAAGGUCUUGAUCGCCGGUGCUGGAAUCGGAGGCCUUUCCGCUGCCAUAGCUCUGCGCGCGGCAGGGCAUGACGUAGAGGUAAUCAAAAUUUUCGAGUCCAGUCGCUUUGCGGCUGAGCUUGGGGCUGCAAUCCACCUCCCACCCAAUGUCAAUGGUGUGUUGCGACGCUUUGGUUUAAAGCCCGAAACCUGGGGAGCCAACGAGACAGAAUGGGUAAGUAUUACUGGCCGGAGCUCCCGCCCAUUCUGUGCGACAUUCUACAAAAAAAAGCUAAGAUAUAAUCGGAAGAAUGUGUCAGGUAUCAAAGAGCAAUAUCGCUGGCCAUGGCAGCUUAGCCACCGCGUUGAUCUGCAUGAGGCUCUCAAAGUAACUGCAAUGUCACCCGACCUUUCGGGGAAUCCCGCAAAGCUCCACUUGCGAAGCAGAGUCGUUUCCUGCGAUCCUUCCAAGGGAACAAUCACGCUCGAAGGUGGACAUAUCCAUAAGGGUGAUCUCAUUAUAGCAGCUGAUGGCGUCCAUUCGACACUUCGUCCAAUCAUUAGUAGUGAAAACAUUCCUACCUUUCCGUCGGGUGGAUGCGCUUUUCGGUUUCUGGUGCCAAUUGCCAAAGCCAAAGCCAACCCGGUCACUGCUCCUCUGGUGGACAGAACCGGCGAUUUCCAAAUUUGGGAAGGAAAGAAUCGUAGACUGGUUAUAUACCCUUGCCGAGAUAAUACUGAACUCAACUUCGUCUGUCUCCACCCAGACGGCGAAAGCCAAGACAGUACUGAAGGCUGGAACAACGCCUCUACAACCGAACAUGUGCUUGACGUAUUCGAUGAGUAUUGUCAGCCAAUGAAGACACUUUUGAGCAUGGCAGACCCCUCAACUAUAAAGCUCUGGAGACUGUGGGACCGAAGAGCUCUGAAUACUUGGGUCUGUGACUCUGCAGCUCUGCUUGGCGAUGCCGCACAUCCAUUCCUGCCUCACCAAGGUCAAGGUGGUGCUCAAGCUAUUGAGGAUGGAGCAGCCUUGGGUGCUCUGUUUCCUCUUGGUACCACGCCUUCAGAGGUCCCUGGGUGCUUGAAACUCUACAUGAAAGCAAGAUACGAGAGAGCUACUAUGGUUCAAAACUUUUCUCGACAGAUGGCAUUCCAGACGAGUGAUGAAGACGAGGUUGGUGGGUUCAGUAUGAAUCCGAUGGAGUUUUCAGCCAAGAACUUUGAUCAUGAUGCUUUUAAGCAUGCACAGCAGCUUCUCGGUUAG
Messenger RNA from Fusarium falciforme, 1296 nucleotides. Its product is annotated as FAD-binding-3 domain-containing protein. Gene Ontology annotation, molecular function: FAD binding; monooxygenase activity. Lineage: Eukaryota; Fungi; Ascomycota; Sordariomycetes; Hypocreales; Nectriaceae. The coding region runs from base 1 to 1296 and encodes 431 amino acids. The transcript has 7 exons. The record is from RefSeq and is a predicted model, not a curated record.